AUGUCACGUUUUCUUCUGGGUUUACUGGUAAUGUUUCUGACUGUAGCUUCAUUUCUUACUGGAAGGUACUAUGAAAAAUUAGAGCCUGAUGGCUUCCUUCAUCUCGCUAGCAAGUCGAAGACGUUUGUGUACAAUCAAACUUAUGGCGAGAAGCCAUCUAAUCAGACAGACGCUGCAUGGGACUCUCUGUUUCCUUCUCAAGGAGGAUACUUCCAGCAUCCUACGCUUGCACCUCACCGCUCUGCGCUCUCUGUGUUUCAUCAAUUGCAUUGCCUGAACGGUCUUCGUAACACAUAUUGGUUACUGUUCUCAGCUGCAACAACCGGGCCUACUAUUCUUGAAGAUGAAAUCCCAAUGAUGGCUUCUCCCCCACAUAUUAGACAUUGUAUCGAUCUACUUCGACAAAGCCUCAUGUGCCAACCCGAUCUCGCCAUCGAAGAGAAGGAUCAAGAGAGAGGAGGGGUGUCUGGAUUUGGUGUCGAACACAAGUGCAAGGACUGGGGCCAGGUCACACAAUGGGUUGAAAAGUGGCAGGGCUAUAAAAUAGAGGAAGAGAGAGAGAAAGUAAAAGCUCACGGUGCAACGGAUCACCACGAGCACCAUUAA
Molecule: messenger RNA, 606 nt
Organism: Botrytis sinoallii
Lineage: Eukaryota; Fungi; Ascomycota; Leotiomycetes; Helotiales; Sclerotiniaceae
Exons: 3
Coding region: 1-606 (201 amino acids)
Biological process (GO): mycotoxin biosynthetic process
Source: RefSeq, a predicted model, not a curated record